UGACUCCAUGGGAGUGUCACUCACAGUUAGGCGUGUUCACUUUACUGUCAGUUCUCAGUCGGACAAACACAGCUAAACGCUUUCUCGCAGGCGAAGCUGGUUCUGCUUCCUUCGCUACUUGUUUAUUAAUUUUGUAAGCGCUGAAGCAGUUUCUGAGUGAUUUCGCUCUAGGCGUCUGUUUUAAAGACAAGACAGAAUCACUAACCGGCGCUGCCGACCUCAAGACAUUAAGUGUUAUUCAGAGGCUCUGGCGUGAUGUCAGACCCGGGCGAGUCAGAUGACAGAGAGCUGAGGCCCAUAGACUUCAUCCAGCUUCAGCAGUACAUUGACUACUGCAGUCUAAAAGUAAAAGAUGUGUUAAAGGAAUUCAAUGCAGAUGGCAGGUUAGCGAAGUACAGACACGGAGAGUGCAUUGAUGAGGAAGGUUUCCGGCUCUUCCUAAAGACAUAUUUGGAGGUGGAGGACUUCCCAACUAAUCUGUGCCAGCGGCUAUUCAAAUCCUUCCAGAACUCAGAGUCGGCAAAAUCAGAUGAAAACAGGGAAGUCUUUCUGAAGGAUGUAUCCUGUUAUUUCUCUCUCCUGGAAGAUGGGCAGCCCAGGGACAAACUUGAAUUUUCCUUUAGACUCUAUGACAGAGAUGGCAACGGUGUUCUGGACAGUUCGGAAGUGGACCGCAUUAUUGCCCAGAUGAUGCAUGCGGCAGAUUACCUCGGUUGGGAUGUGUCUGAACUGAGGCCUGUGCUGAAAGAUAUGAUGACAGCAAUUGACGCAGAUAGCAGUGGAACGGUGUCCUUACAGGAAUGGGUGGAGGGGGGAAUGAAUAACGUCCCGCUACUGGUUUUACUGGGACUGAAGAUGACGCAAAGAGAUGGCCAGCACCUGUGGAGGAUGAAACAUUUCAACAAGCCUGUGUACUGCAACGUCUGUCAGAAUAUGCUGCUGGGGCUCCGCAAACAGGGUCUCUGCUGCACCUGCUGCAAAUACACAGUCCAUGGCCGGUGUGCCAAUAAAAACCCGGCUCCUUGCACUCGCACAUAUGUGAUGUCAAAGAAAGAGACGGGGAUUGCAGCCCAUGACUGGGUGAGUGGAAACUGUGAUUCUGGGAAGUGUGACCGGUGUCAGAAGAAGAUAAAGAGUUUGCACGGUCUUACUGGGAAACGCUGUGUCUGGUGUCACACCAUGAGACAUGAUGAGUGUGCAACCCAGGAACCCUUCGAAUGUGAUUGUGGCCCUUUCAGAGAUCAUAUCUUACCACCAUGGGCAAUUUAUCCCGUCAUCAAGGAGAGGCAAAACUGCAUGAAGAACGGCUGCACAUUUGCAGGUGAUGACAGUGACCACAACACUACACCUGAUGGACAGGUACUACAGAUAAACCCAAUUCCUGACACUCAUCCUCUUUUGGUGUUUGUAAAUCCUAAAAGCGGCGGUAAACAGGGAGAGAGAGUCCUUCGGAAAUUCCAAUACUUGUUGAAUCCUCGGCAGGUUUAUAACCUUUCCAAUGGGGGACCAGGACCAGGGUUAUGUUUCUUCAGAGAUCUGCCGGACUUUAGAAUAUUAGUUUGUGGAGGUGACGGCACAGUGGGCUGGAUCCUUGAUGCUAUAGAUAAAGCCAACCUGCCAGUGCGCCCCCCAGUGGCUGUGCUUCCUCUUGGCACAGGAAAUGAUCUUGCACGCUGUCUUCGGUGGGGAGGAGGUUAUGAUGGGAUGGAUCUGGGCCGGAUCUUGAAGGACAUUGAGGGCAGUUCAGUGGUUCCGAUGGAUCGCUGGAGCAUACAGGUGACCCUGGAGGACAGUCAGGAGAGAGGUGAUCCUGUUCCCUAUGAAAUCAUCAACAACUACUUCUCCAUUGGAGUGGAUGCCUCCAUUGCUCAUCGCUUCCACACUAUGAGAGAGAAACAUCCACAGAAGUUUAACAGCAGGAUGAAGAACAAACUUUGGUAUUUUGAAUUUGCCACAUCCGAGACAAUCUCAGCAUCUUGUAAAAAACUCAAGGAGUGUAUCACCAUUGAGUGUUGCGGAACCCAGUUGGAUCUCAGUAGUCUUUCCCUGGAGGGAAUCGCCGUCCUCAACAUUCCCAGCAUGCACGGCGGCUCCAACCUGUGGGGUGAAGCCAAAAAAAGUGACAGAGGGGACCAGGACUUACCCGAGGUCAUAGUAGACCCUGAAGUCUUAAAAGUGAGCCCGCAAGACAUGAGCGAUGAACGUGUGGAAUUGGUGGGAUUGGAAGGAGCCAUUGAGAUGGGACAGAUAUACACAGGGCUGAAGAGCGCAGUCCGACUUGCCAAAACAUCUCAGAUUACCAUCAGGACAAAGAAGCCGUUGCCCAUGCAGAUUGAUGGAGAACCGUGGAUGCAGCCACCUUGCACCAUUCACAUCACACAUAAGAACCAAGCCAGUAUGCUGAUGGGCCCUCAAGCCAAAUCUGGCUUUUUCAACCUGAAAUAGAGUUUACCUGCGCUUGAGGAUGAUCCACAUCGCUUCAAAACUGUGUGUGCAUUAACAAGAACUCUGAAGCCAAUGAAAGUUUAAAGCCACUAUGUAAAUUUUGCAAAAAAAUGCUUACUAAGGUUUUAGCUCUUACUUAAAUCCUUGUGUGUUUUUAGGAGAUUAUCCUUACAUGAGGUACAAACUCUUCACUAGUCCUUCUUAACUUCAAUUACGCUCUGCUGUGAUAUACAUAUAUCAUAUGCACAGUUCAUUCCAAGUACAUAGGUUGAAUAUUUGUUUUACGGUUAUGUAGAUAUAUAUACAAAUAUGCAUCACUCCAAAGUAUCCAAGGUUUGAUGCACAUUGACUUUGCUGUAAGAUUAGAAACAACUCUGCAGUGCUUUUUGUUUUUCCUCUAGAUUCUUUUUCUCAGUCAAGCCUAAAUCUUCUGUUGCUACUGCAGUUACUAAUCAUGAAUGUCAAGAUUAAUCCAAGGUGCCAGUGUGCUAUUUGCCAGAACAAUGACUAGAUUUAGCGAAUCAAAAUCUGAUAAGCUUUAUGAGACAUCUAAUUUAUUUGCUGUUAAAUUGUACACCUAAAAUAGUAGGUGUAAUAUUUAAAUAGUAUAUUGAAACAAAAUCCACGGAAUGUUAACUAAUUUUAUUAGGUUUCAUUGUAUUAAGAAUGUAUUGAGUCAGUUGUGUAAAUAACUGAUUUUGCAACAUUUCAUACAUUUGCAUAGUGGUAGUUCUGUUAUUUUAUUUCCUUAAGAUAACUCAAUGGGCAAAAUCCCAUUUAAAAAGGUUUUAGAUUGCAAAUGAAUGGCACUCUGGCAAGCUUUAUAAUUUUACGUUGUUCCUGAGAAUGUAGAGGAUCUAUUAAUUUUGUGAAUUUGUCUGAAUAAACAUUUUAAUGUUUAA
Ctenopharyngodon idella (grass carp) is the source of this 3347-nucleotide messenger RNA. It is a transcript of the gene dgkaa, whose product is annotated as diacylglycerol kinase, alpha a. Gene Ontology annotation, molecular function: ATP-dependent diacylglycerol kinase activity; calcium ion binding. The record is from RefSeq and is a predicted model, not a curated record. Gene Ontology annotation, cellular component: plasma membrane. NCBI's taxonomy places the organism in Eukaryota, Metazoa, Chordata, Actinopteri, Cypriniformes, Xenocyprididae. Gene Ontology annotation, biological process: lipid phosphorylation; diacylglycerol metabolic process; intracellular signal transduction. The coding region runs from base 256 to 2445 and encodes 729 amino acids. The transcript has 24 exons.